Molecule: messenger RNA, 2655 nt
Organism: Astyanax mexicanus (Mexican tetra)
Lineage: Eukaryota; Metazoa; Chordata; Actinopteri; Characiformes; Acestrorhamphidae
Exons: 3
Coding region: 1314-2339 (341 amino acids)
Molecular function (GO): zinc ion binding
Source: RefSeq, a predicted model, not a curated record
AUUUUUCACAUUAUUUUUUCAUAUAGUUUUAUUUUACAUGCUGUGGUAAAUUACCCUACAAUGAUAAUAAAUAAAAAUAUAUAAUGAAUGAACGAUGGGUCUGAAGAGUUCCAGGAAGGGAAGAGAAGGAGUUGAGAAAAGCAGAGGGACAAAUGGGAAGCGCAGCUCAGGGAAGAGUGAGCAGAGUAGUACGAAGAAAGAAGCAGACGAAUAUGUCUUCUGGACAACUGUAUGGUUUAAUUUUCCUUUGAUGUAUUAUCAUUUUUUGGCUGGCAUUAUUUACUCUACUAUUUUAUCGGAAAGUCAAUGUCUUGAAGUGAAUAAAUCAGAAGGAGUCAAGGGUGGUUUAGUUUAAUUGCUUUUUUGCUUUUACAGGAAGUAGGACAUAUUAGUCUUCGCUGGAAUUGGUAAGUAUCAACAAUAGCCCUAUUCUGAGAUGGGGUAGCUGGAGUACUUUGCUCGUUUUGGGUGUGAUUUUGGUUACUUAAGUGGGGGCAAUUUGUAUUACAUGUUUAUUGACCAGUUGUAAUCCAUUGACCACUCAUGAACACCAACCAGGCUCUAGGCCCAGCAGAGAAGUAUACCGCUUCAGACGACAACCAAAAUGUAUGAAGAAAUUUGGGGGAAUAGAACUGAAUUAUGUUAAAAGGAGCACAAUGACAUUCUUAUUUGGUCUGUCGCAAAAUUCACUCAUGAAUAUAGAUGCCAUAAGCAUUGUAAGGGACUUCCUAACUAAUAUAAACUAGCAGACCAGGUAGCAGCAGGAUUCAAAAACAUUCCAAUUAUUGCAGCCCUAUUCCCAAACAAAAAUGUGAAUCGAAUUUACUUUGUACAGUAUAAUGUGCUAAGGCUGACUAACAUUACCAUGGAUGCGGUUGAAGGCCUUAGGGAUUGAUUAGGUCCUACUAAUGGCAGUGCAAAAUAGGAUGGUAUUGGAUACGGUUUUGGCAGAAAAAGGGGAGGGGUCUGCGGAUGUGUAGGCUGCGCUAGGGAGGUUCAGAAGUUGAGAGACAGUUGUCUUUAUAAGACGAAUGAUUCAGUAAGACAGUAUGUUGAGAGAAGAUGGCUUAGCAUACAAGAGGUAAUGGUAAAAACAGUUUUGAAGUGUCCUUUUCUUCAGUGGUUUAAUGUUAGACUCUUAAGUUUGUCUAGGUCUAGUGUCAGGGUUUGUACAUUAGUUUGUUAGUGUUAAUUAAAUUUGUAUUGUUUUGUUUUAUUAUGUAGGUUUUAAUAUUUUUCACUAUGUUUGGUGUAGAGCAUUUGCUCCACAUGGAUUCAGCGUAUCUGUAACAACAAACAAUGGCAUUGAAGCCAUGAACAACUCACUGAAGAGCUUUUAUUUGAAGCUUUCAAAUACCGGAACAGUUUCCUCAUUGGCUGAAACAGUUGUAUGUGAUUUUGUUCCAGAACAUCUCCUGUCUUAUGCAAAACUCAACUAUUCCUAUACCAGUGAUUACAAAGCAUACAGCAGUUAUGUCCCUGAUUUUUUGAGGAACCGUCCCAAAGAUUUUGUCAAACACUGUCUUAAAGCUAUUGAAGCAGCUUCUUGGUAUGGAAAAGAACAAAUUCGUAACCUUGGGAAAGGAUGCUUUCAGAUUAAGAGUGAGCAGUCAGCUCAGUGGUAUUGUGUGGAUCUGGGAGAUGACCAGAGAUUUCCAUCUUGUGAGUGUCCCUCCUUCCAGUUAACAUUUCUGCCCUGCAAACAUCUGUUUGCCAUUUUUAAUAAUUCAGAAUAUACAUGGACCAUGUUGAGUUCCAAGUACACAAACAGUCCAUAUGUGACAUUAGAUGUGGAUGCUGUGUUAAGUGAAACCCAGAAUGGCCAAGCAGAGAAUGCAGUGGAUGAAGACACAGAUUGUAUCUCUUUAUUUUCCACCAAGGAACACUCCAUUCAAAAGACAUACCCGAGGUGUACUGAAAAUAAUCCAAGCAAUGCCUGUGUUAACAGUGCUCAGCAAUUCCUGCGAGAAAAGCUGAAGAUUCUUCAGGAUGUUUCAUACCUCUGCAGAGAUACAAAAGCAUUGAGUGACGCUGCUGCAGUUGUACAUAGUUUGGCAGACAACUUGAAAAGUUAUAUCCCAAAAGAAAACAGCCUACCACUCAUCAGCACAACACAAGAGACUGCAAAGCAAAAACUACGCAAAUUACCAAAACAGCGCAAAAAGAUACAGAGUCAAGCUAGAAAAACAAGAUUUGGAAACAACUACAGAUGUGGAAAAAGUGCUGAUCAGCCAGCUGCAGAGAUAGACUGCAUUGUAAUCCAUGAAACAAGUAGGAUAUAUACAUAUACACACACUAUAUUGACAAAAGUAUCUGGUUGCCUGCAUUGUGUUUGGUGAUGUUAGGCAUGGAUGGAGCUAUUCUGCCAAGGAAACCCACUCCGCAAAGCUCUUUAUACACUGUUCGAAAUCGUUUCUACUUUUUUAUAUCACUGAAAGUUGUGUGUGUGUUUGAGUCAUAAAUAUAUAAUUACAAUAAAUGUGUAAAUACUGUUUGUUUCUAGGAAAAAGUGCUGUUCAGCCAGGUGAAAAGAUUGAGAAAGCUUGCACGGUAACCCUUGAAACAGUACCAUACAGCACCCCGUGUCCCAGCAGAUGGAAGAACAGCACCCCGUGUCCCAGCAGAUGGAAGUACAGCACCCCGUGUCCCAGCAGA